This is a messenger RNA of Panthera uncia (snow leopard), 3990 nucleotides long. It is a transcript of the gene GPER1, whose product is annotated as G protein-coupled estrogen receptor 1. Bases 2012 to 3091 code for a protein of 359 amino acids. Gene Ontology annotation, biological process: G protein-coupled receptor signaling pathway. Gene Ontology annotation, molecular function: G protein-coupled receptor activity. The transcript has a single exon. Lineage: Eukaryota; Metazoa; Chordata; Mammalia; Carnivora; Felidae. Gene Ontology annotation, cellular component: membrane. The record is from RefSeq and is a predicted model, not a curated record.
GCGGAGACAUAGAAUCCCAAGCAGCCUCCAGGCUCCGAGCUGUCAGCCCAGAGCCCGACGCGGGGCUCAAACCCACGAACUGUGACAUCGUGCCCAGAGCCGAAGUCGGACGCCCAACCGACUGAGCCCCUGGUUUUGGUUUUCUAGAGCUGGACAGGCAGUGGAAACCCGAACCGAAACGAGACCACAAUGACACGCGCCUUUACACAUCCACGGUCCACCUUCGCGAGGGCGGUGUCAGCAGCAGGCCCAUGCUAGUUCCCGCGUCCCGUCAUUACAGCACGGUGACAAUAAGAGUAUCUGUCCAGGAUCAGCGGGUUCACGUGCGUGGGAAAGGAGCAGAGGACUCACUUUAAAACUGCCCGCGCAGCCUAUGCUGGCGACGGCGGGAAGCGCGCGCCGAGGGCCCCUCGCUGUGUCUUCCUCCGAAGACGGUCGGAAGCGGCCCAGGUUUCCGAGCUCAGAGAGCCAAACAGGCGCUCUGCUCUGCGUGCUCCUUACAGACAAGUUAACGAGAGAGGCUUUAAACGCUAGACAUUCAUGAGGUCCCCGCUGGCGCUGUCUGCUACACACGACACAACACAGAGCACAGACGUCUCCACGCCCGCCGAGCAAAGCUUGCCGAACGCUUCUCGGUCACUAUGUGACCUGAAGGCUGAGACUGGUCUUUCUCUGCUCUGCUUUUCGGGGUUUCCUUUGGAGCAAGACUCCUGAGCAGGGGUUCGGUGUCUGGUCUGGUUGGGCAACACUUCAAAAGUGAUCCCCGACCGUCUCACAGGGUCAAACAAAAACCCUCGGAAGAAACACAACUCAAGGCCGUUUUAACGCGUCAGGGCCGGCUUCCUCGGCCUCCGUGGGGGCCCCCGGCCCCGGGAGGCCGGGAGCACCCCCAGCGGUGGCGGCCCACACACGGCCGCCGACAGCACUCCCCUCCCUUCCCCCCGACUCUCGGGCCGAGCCGGGUCGCGGUGGGCGGCCUCGGACACGAGACCUGUCGGCGGCUGAGGCUUUUUUAACGCAGUUUCUAGGUUACAGACAUCACUGCAGAAACGUACUCGCUGUUUCAGAUAGUUUAUCAAAAUGCUGAGCGAACACUAUUUCCUAAGUCAAGGACUGUUUUCGGUACUUCAGGUCAUAUCACGAAGAAAGUUCCGUGUGGGGGCACCCGAGCGUGGGGAGCAGGAAAACCUAGAUCUGUUUUCUGUCGCAUCGUGAGAGGCUCUGCUCCAGUUUCCAUCGAGCACCCCGGGUCGGCCAUCUUCACAGACGCUGGGUUUUUCCCUUCCCAUCUUGGUCCUCUUCCCAACAGCUGCCGAAAUAAAUUUGAUUUCCUCUGCUGGCAGAUAGUACUUUUCCUGAGAGUUCCAGACCCAACGGCCGCGUUCCUUCAUGAGCCUGCUGUUCGGCUAUUUUUAAGAAAGGCGCCCACCGCGCGGUAGCAUGACUCACCGCCCAGGCUCCGGUUCGGACUGAGCGGCCCGGGAGCCCUGGGGACAGAAAACGGGGCACUUUCUGCACUUAACUCCCCUCCCUCGGCUCAGUGACAACCACAUCUCCGAGACGCCGGGACCUCACGUCCCGCCCCACCCGUCCCCCCGGGCCACCCGCCGCCACGGCGUCCGUCCUGGCGGGGAGCCGUGAAAGACUCGAGUCACAGACUCACUGCUCUUCCGUCUCUUCCUCUCAGGUGUGCGGGUGGUGAGCGCCACCCGGCGGGCCUGACCGCAGCGGCCGCCGCCCCCCAGGGGCCCAGGCGAGGCGCCGCCCGUGGUGUGGACAUGGAGGGCCUUUUCCGGCUGCCCGGCUGCCCGCGGGACAGACCCGCGCCGCCCCCAGCGCUGCCCGGGAGGAGUUCGGAUCUUGCAAACGCCUGGCUCCCUUCACAGAGCAUCGCCUGUCUUUCCGGAGACGGACUGACUGUUCGCGUCGGGCUUCUGUGAGCCGUGCGGCAGACCUGGACAGCUGUGCCCCCGGGGACACGGACGAGACGCCCCCGGCGCCCGUCUCUGGCAUGGAGACGCACGCGGCCGCUCACAACGGCACCUCCCCGGAGCUCAACCUGUCCCGCACGCUCCCCGGCAGCGUCCUGGCCAACCGGACGGGCGAGCUCUCCGAGCACCAGCAGUACGUGAUCGGGCUUUUCCUGUCCUGCCUGUACACCAUCUUCCUCUUCCCCAUCGGCUUCGUGGGGAACAUCCUGAUACUGGUGGUGAACAUCAGCUUCCGGGAGAAGAUGACCAUCCCCGACUUGUACUUCAUCAACCUGGCGGCGGCCGACCUCAUCCUGGUGGCCGACUCCCUGAUCGAGGUGUUCAACCUGGACGAGCAGUACUACGACAUCGCCGUGCUGUGUACCUUCAUGUCCCUCUUCCUGCAGAUCAACAUGUACAGCAGCAUCUUCUUCCUCACGUGGAUGAGCUUCGACCGCUACCUCGCCCUGGCCAAGGCCGUGCGCUCCGGCCCGUUCCGCACCAAGCACCACGCCCGGCUGAGCUGCGGCCUCAUCUGGAUGGCCUCCGUGUCCGCCACGCUGGUGCCCUUCACCGCGGUGCACCUGCAGCACACGGAGGAGGUCUGCUUCUGCUUCGCGGACGUCAAGGAGAUCCAGUGGCUCGAGGUCACCCUGGGCUUCGUCAUCCCCUUCGCCAUCAUCGGCCUGUGCUACUCGCUCAUCGUCCGGGUCCUCGUCAAGGCUCACAAGCACCGAGGCCUGCGCCCCCGGAGGCAGAAGGCGCUCCGCAUGAUCUUCGCCGUGGUCCUCGUCUUCUUCAUCUGCUGGCUGCCCGAGAACGUGUUCAUCAGCGUUCACCUGCUGCGGCGCACGCAGCCCGGAGCCGCUCCCUGCCAGCAGUCUUUCCGCCACGCCUACCCCCUGACCGGCCACAUCGUCAACCUCGCGGCUUUCUCCAACAGCUGCCUGAACCCCCUCAUCUACAGCUUCCUGGGGGAGACCUUCAGGGACAAACUGAGGCUGUACAUCGAGCAGAAAACCGGCGUGUCGGCCCUGAACCGCUUCUGCCACGCCGCCCUGAAGGCAGUCAUCCCGGACAGCACCGAACAGUCAGACGUGAAGUUCAGCAGCGCGGUGUAGGGCCGGCGGAGCCGGGCCGGCGGAGACCGAACGCCGGGUCGGCCCCGCGGCAAGGCGGAGGAAGGGCUGGGCCGCACGCCACGGCCCGAGCCCGGUCGGAACGUGCCGGACCGUCCGUGCCCCAGCUGCGGGCGCACCUAGGCUCUGAGGAGCCCUCACCGCCAGCCACCUUGACCCCGGGCCGUGCGCACAGCACCGGGGCUCCCCACCCCCGCUCACGGCGGCAGCUCGGGGCGCCGGCGGCUGGGCACGGGGACCAGCGUGGGCUCACGCUCCACUCCACGCCCACUGUGUCCCGUAGCAGAAGACGCGUCUCGCGCCGGCCAAUGAAGGCAGAGAGGAGGGGACGCUCUGGAGGAAAUCCCUCAGUUUUGAGGUCGAGCCGCCAUAAUUCUGCCAUCCUCGGGAAAAAUGAAGUCUGGACAGAACACACUGAGCAGAUCUGACUUGGACGCUGUGGUCCGUUCUCCACGUCUGUGGCACGUGGCUUCCUUGUGGUACGGACAAGUGUGCUCGGGUGAGACAGGAACGGAGAAGCCCUUCUCCCGGCAGCCCGCUCAGAACAGCCGCCCGCCGUCACCGGCUAAGUGACCCUGAGCACCCGAGCUGCCUCUGCCGGAAGGUUCCUCUCCACCCAGAGCCGCCGCUGCCGUCCGGGUCGCCGGCCCACCGCUGCCCGUUUACGGUGUUACCUGCACCCACGCCACCAUGGACCGAGACCGCGAGGGGCAGGUCGGGGCGGGGGGGGGGGGGGGGGGGUGGAGCCAGCGUGCGCGGUACAAAGCUGGCCUCUGGGAACCAUGGCGGGGGCGAAGAUGAAGGCAGCGUAAACCGUUCGCCCUAAAAUGUAGAAGAGAAAACCUCGCGACCGCCAGGAACGGUGAGGCUUUGUCAAUAAA